Suillus fuscotomentosus is the source of this 792-nucleotide messenger RNA. RefSeq lists its product as uncharacterized. The record is from RefSeq and is a predicted model, not a curated record. Bases 1 to 792 code for a protein of 263 amino acids. Lineage: Eukaryota; Fungi; Basidiomycota; Agaricomycetes; Boletales; Suillaceae. The transcript is spliced from 4 exons.
AUGUCUGAUUCGCCCAAUCCACCCAAUGGCAUUAUCGAAAUCUUGACCAUAAUCAUAGACGCGGCGACCCUGUCUAAAAAGGUUAUAGACACUAUACAGGAAGUUGUCCCUGGGGCAAGCGAUGAUCUCAAGGAAAAGUUCCACUGGAUCAACUGUUCCCUCAAGAAUGCGACCCAAUUCCACUACUCAGUUGUAGACAGCUAUUUUGACUCAGGCCGCUACUGGAAAGCACCGGGAGGCGAUGGACCGUUCACUUCAACAACAUUCUCUUGCUGCAAUGGUGAUGGUGCCGUCACAGGCGUGACAGGGGGCACAGCGUUCACCCUGUGGCUUGACUCUAAACAUUCAUUCGACUUCGCAGUGGGCUGGACGGACCCGAUCUUAGGGUCAAUGAAAGCUGGAGUCGUAGAAUCCGCUAUUGCCAAGGAUGGCUACAAUGCGGCAACCAGAGAAGGAGGGCAUAUUCAGUCCAAGAACCACUACAAGGGAAAGGACGAGAAAGGCGUCCCUACGGAGUUCUAUAUUCGGAUCUCAGCUUCACCGGGAAAGGACCCUAUGUCGUUUGUAGUGCAGCAGGUUCCGAUCGAUGGCCACAUGGUCACCUUCACGUGGCACUUUGAUCUGGAGAAGACCGCCGUUGCUCUUGCGCCUGCCAUAUACACCUUCGUCUCUCUAUCACAUACUCCUUUUCAAGAACGCACAGCAUGGGUCGAGAGUGCUGCUACAGAGCUGCUCGAACAUCCGGAGUUCCCGCCUGAUGGAUUCGAUUCAAAGGUACGCGUUCCCUCAUAA